CUUUUCAUUUUCACUUUGAGUUUCCUGUUCGUAAUGCUGUUUCUCGUAACAUUGGCUUGUUUGCGAACACAGAUUUUGUUAUAAAAAUUUAGUUGAAACAACCAAUAUUAGCAGCAAUUAUACAAAAAUAAAAAAAAUUGUUUACUAUUGCAUAAGAACAGCUAUUAAACGCAUUCUGUGAAAUUUUAGUUGCGAGUGAAAUCGACAAUUUUAAGGGCUCAAGCUAAAAGAAAAAGAAUUGAAACCGAAUGAACGAGCACAAAAGCAAAAAGAAAAGGUUGCGAAAAUAACAAUUUCGGUUGCUCAAGCAACAGUGGUGUUGCACGAAUUUGUAGGCAGACGCCACUUGCCACAUUUUCAGCACCAUUAGGUAGAAAAUGGGUUACGAUUUACAUCGCUUUCAGGGAGAAGUGGAUGAAGAGCUCACUUGCCCCAUAUGCUCAGGUGUUCUUGAGGAGCCGCUACAGGCGGCAAUGUGUGAACACGCUUUUUGUCGUGCGUGCAUUAACGAAUGGCUCACCCGUCAGCCCACCUGCCCAGUAGACCGCAACGCAUUAAAUACCGCAAAUUUGCGCGCCGUGCCGCGUAUACUUCGCAAUCUGCUUUCACGACUUUCCAUCACCUGCGAUAAUGCGCCAUAUGGCUGUACUUUGGUACUCAAGCUGGAUGCACUGAAUUCUCAUCUGGAAGAGUGCGAACACAAUCCAAAACGUCCAUUGCCGUGCGAAAAAGGAUGCGGCUUUGUUAUACCCAAGGACGAGCUUAAGGAUCACAAUUGCUUACGUGAAUUACGUUCUAUGAUACAUCAACAGCAGUUGAAAAUGGGAGAGCUUAAGACAGAGAUUGGUGAUCAAAAUUUGGUCAUCAAUGAGUUGAAGCGUGAGUUGCAACUAUUUAAAGACUUUAUGCGCGCAAUGCGCGUCUCCAAUCCAGCUAUGCGUGCGAUUGCCGAUCAGAUGGAACGUGAUGAGGUGAUACGCUGGAGUUCGACUUUGUCACGUGCACGUGUAACACGCUGGGGCGGUAUGAUCUCAACACCGGAUGAUGCACUACAGAUGAUGAUAAAACGUGCAUUGUCUGAAUCUGGCUGUCCACCACACAUACUGGAUAAUCUUAUGGAGAAUUGCCACGAAAGACGCUGGCCACGCGGCUUGAGUUCACUAGAGACGCGACAGAAUAAUAGACGCAUCUAUGAUAACUACGUCUGCCGACGUAUACCAGGUAAACAAGCUGUGUUGGUUUUAAGCUGCGAUAAUGCUCAUAUGUCUGAAGACGUCAUGGUGGAACCGGGUUUGGUAAUGAUUUUUGCUCAUGGUAUAGAAUAAAUGCACACAAUUCUACUCGUAGACAUAUAGAAUUACACAAACAAUUUAAAGAAAAAUUAAAAAAGACAAACGAUUCAAUUGAAAUAAUAAACCUGGCAAAAAGAAAGAAAGUGUACAUGCAUGCAAACAUACAUAUGCACACAACUAAGCUAUCUUAACCAUAGCGACAAUUGCGUCAGCUAGAGCAUUAAAAUUUUAUUUAAUUAAGCUGCUACAAAAUUGUGCGAGACACAUUGGCAAAUUAGCGAAAUUUUAAGUAUUGAACAGCCAAAUCUUCAAUGGACUUUUAGACUUAUAUAAAUUUACUUUUUCAAUUACACAAACAACUUUGAGAUUUUCCUUAACAUUAAAUAUAAUUAAUUUUGUUUUACUUUUGUAAUUAAUUUGUUGUACAAAAUAACGAAUUGCACUUGAGAUUUAUUUUAACACAUGUGCUUAUCAACUUUAAAAACGAAAAAUUACAACAAUUGUUAUUAUUAGUAUAAUAAUGUUUAAAGUGUCUUAAUUUGGCAGUAAAAUGAUAAAAAUAAUAAACAGCUUUAUAAUUUGCAACCGUACAGGGUUGAUUAGGUUGAUUAUGGCGAGUAUAAACAAUAAGGGACACAAGUUCAUUGGCAGCGCCUGUUCCCUGUAUGCAAAUUUAAACAAAAAUUUAAAAAAUCUUUUUGUAGUUAUUAAGUACGCCUUAAAAAUAUAUUUUUCAAAUGCA
Molecule: messenger RNA, 2034 nt
Organism: Bactrocera neohumeralis
Lineage: Eukaryota; Metazoa; Arthropoda; Insecta; Diptera; Tephritidae
Gene: elgi
Product: E3 ubiquitin-protein ligase NRDP1
Exons: 5
Coding region: 378-1325 (315 amino acids)
Biological process (GO): protein K63-linked ubiquitination; regulation of canonical NF-kappaB signal transduction; tumor necrosis factor-mediated signaling pathway
Cellular component (GO): plasma membrane signaling receptor complex
Molecular function (GO): ubiquitin protein ligase activity
Source: RefSeq, a predicted model, not a curated record